AUGAAUCAAGAAAAUCAACCAAGCGCCCCCAUGCAUGCUUCUGAGGACACCAAAGCUAUGAUUCCAGAAAUUAUGAUGAUGCCCAGUGCCGCGCCAACAACAUACCCUGCUGGCAGCAGCAGCCAGGGACCAGCUCCAAGCAUUUUCCCAGCUGCAUCCAUCCCCACAGCUUCACUCUAUGUCGGUGAGCUUUCUCCCGACGUCAACGAGAGCAUGCUCUUUGAGCUGUUCAGCCAGAUCGGUCCAGUAGCAUCCAUUCGUGUUUGCAGAGACGCGGUCACACGUCGCUCUCUUGGUUAUGCCUAUGUCAACUUCCACUCGAUGCUGGAUGGCGAGCGUGCUCUAGACACCCUCAAUUACACGUCCAUCAAAGGUCAACCAUGCCGCAUCAUGUGGAGUCAGCGAGACCCUUCCCUGCGCCGCUCAGGUCAGGGAAACAUCUUCAUCAAAGACUUGGAGAAAUCCAUCGACAAUAAGGCACUCCAUGACACCUUUUCCGCGUUCGGAAAUAUCCUCUCCUGCAAAGUGGUCACAGAUGAAAAUAGCGAGUCAAAAGGCUACGGAUUUGUGCACUUUGAGACACAAGARGCCGCAGACCUUGCUAUUGAAAAGGUCAAUGGCAUGUUGCUGAAUGAUAAGAAAGUCUACGUUGGCCGCCAUAUUUCGCGCCGCGAGCGCAUCUCCAAAAAGGAAGAAUCCAAAGCACGCUUUACGAAUGUAUAUGUCAAGAACCUUGACGCUUCCGUUAGCGAUGCAGAGCUUCGGGCUCUCUUUGCGCCGUUUGGAGAGAUCACCUCUGCGGUAGUGCAACGCGAUGAGAUUUCUGGGCUCUCAAAGGGCUUUGGCUUUAUUAAUUUUGCUGAACAUCACGCUGCAUUGUCAGCUGUCGCUGAAAUUAAUGGUCGAGUUGUCAAAGAAAAGCCGCUGUACGUAUGUCGCGCUCAGAGUAAAGCUGAGCGUGCCGAAGAGCUUCGUCGCCAAUUCGAAGCAUUCCGUCAAGAACGGUUGGCCAAAUUCCAAGGUGUCAACCUGUAUGUUAAAAAUUUGGAGGAGACUGUCGAUGAUGCAGCGCUCCGUGAAGAAUUUGCGGUUUUUGGUACAAUUGUCUCUUGCAAGGUAAUGCGUGACGAAAAGGAGCUCUCUAAAGGAUUUGGCUUUGUCUGCUACACUGCUCCUGAAGAGGCUAUCAAAGCCCAAGCUGAGAUGAAUGGAAAGCUAAUUGCAGGCAAGCCGAUUUUUGUGGCAAUGGCUCAACGUAAAGAAGAGCGAAGAAUGGCUCUUGAAAACCAAUUUUCCCAGCGUCUCGGAUAUAUGCGAGCUGGAAUGGUAGGUUUACCAGCCUCAGGUGCAGUCCAGACUGCUCCGCAUGGCGGAAUGAUUCCCGGACUCUUUUAUCAUCACCCCCAUCCUCAGCAUCCAGCUAUGAUGCCAGUGCCGCAGAGAAUCCCUUACCACCCGAUACCACAGCAAGUACUCUAUUCGUCAGCUUCUCGUCGUUUUAAUGGUGGCAGGUCUACUGCCUCUUCCACAGGUAUGAGAACUACAAUGGGAAGCUCAACCUCGCCUUUGCAACAAGGAGGAGCCCCUUCAGAGGCCAUUCCACGCCGUGCUUACAAUCCGCGUCAGAAACCAUCCAGUCAAGGUCAAGGUCAACAAGGUCAAGGUUCAUCGCCCACCGUCUUCUCUAACCCUAAGAAGAACUUUUCUUCAUCACCUAGGAGCUCUAACAUUAGAGGCUCCGGAGGCCGUAACAUGGGAAGAUAUACCGCCCAUCCUGAAUAUCCAUCUCAGUUCAACAACUCUGGAAAUGCCUCUGUUCUAAUCCAGGCAUUGGCUUCAGCUUCUCCAGAGACCCAGAAGUCUAUGAUCGGAGAGCUACUCUAUCCGAUUAUCGAGUCAUAUGAACCAAAAAACGCAGCAAAGGUGACCGGUAUGCUUCUUGAUAUGGACACUUCUGAUCUUCUUCAUAUGUUGGAAUCGCCGGAUUUGCUCUCUUCGAAGGUAACCCAGGCUAUCCAGCUGCUCCAUGAGGCCAACAGAGAAUAA
Mitosporidium daphniae is the source of this 2046-nucleotide messenger RNA. RefSeq lists its product as uncharacterized. Gene Ontology annotation, molecular function: RNA binding. Gene Ontology annotation, cellular component: ribonucleoprotein complex. The transcript has a single exon. The record is from RefSeq and is a predicted model, not a curated record. Lineage: Eukaryota; Fungi; Microsporidia. The coding region runs from base 1 to 2046 and encodes 681 amino acids.